Molecule: messenger RNA, 1464 nt
Organism: Fomitiporia mediterranea MF3/22
Lineage: Eukaryota; Fungi; Basidiomycota; Agaricomycetes; Hymenochaetales; Hymenochaetaceae
Product: alpha-amylase
Exons: 4
Coding region: 1-1464 (487 amino acids)
Biological process (GO): carbohydrate catabolic process
Molecular function (GO): alpha-amylase activity; calcium ion binding
Source: RefSeq, a predicted model, not a curated record
AUGCGUGCUACUACGGCUCUCACCCUUCAAGCUCUUGUGCUUUCCGCUUUCGCCGCCACUGCAGAUCAGUGGAGGUCGCGAUCUAUUUACCAGAUCAUGACAGACCGCUUCGCUCUCGGCAACGGAACCUAUCCACCGUGCAAUACGACCGAGCGAACUUACUGUGGCGGAAACUGGCGCGGCAUAAUCAACAACCUCGACUACAUUCAGGGCAUGGGCUUCGAUGCGGUCUGGAUUUCACCUAUUUCAACCACCGUUAACAUCACCGCAGAGGGGCAUUCGUAUCACGGGUACUGGACUGGAGACCUCGAUACCCUCAACAAGCAUUUCGGCGAUGAGACAGACCUGAAAGGACUUGUCUCGGAGCUGCAUUCGCGUGAGAUGUAUCUCAUGCUGGACGUCAAUGUGAACCACAUGGGCUCGAACUCUACUCCGGCGAACGUCUCAUGGCUGCUUCCAUUUAUGAAUGAGUCGAAUUACCAUCAACAAUGCUCAAUAGAUGACCAGAAUAACCAGUGGCAGCUUGAGAACUGCUGGCUCAACAGUGGUCAGGUCCUCCUACCCGAUAUUAACACGGAGAACCAGACGAUCGUCGACAUGCUCAAUACGUGGGUCAACUAUACUGUUGACAGGUUCAAUUUUGACGGUAUUCGCAUCAAUGCCGCUAAACACGUCCGUAAGGACUUCUGGCCUGCUUUUGCUGCGAACGCUAGCGUGUUCACGUUAGGUGAGGUCAUGAGCAACGAUACCGACUAUACGGCAAAUUACACGACCGUCAUGUCCAACGUUCUCGACUACCCAAGCUAUUAUCAGCUCCAGCAAGCUUUCUCGAAGCCGGGCGGUGACAUUUCUGGACUCGUCGGCGUACUUCGUAAUGUCCAGCAGAAAUUCAAAGAAGGUGCUUUCGGUUCAGGCUUAUUUAUGGAGAACCAUGACCAGCCUCGCUUCCAGUCACUAACACAAGACCAGUCUCUCGUAAAGAACGCUAUGGUAUGGACGUUUGCAACAGAUGCCAUGCCGAUCGUUUUCUAUGGGCAAGAACAAGGCUUCGAAGGUUUGCAGGCCCCCGACAACCACGGUGCUCUCUGGCUGACUGGUAUGAAGAAGACUGGACCUCUGAUCGAACAUAUUACUGCUCUCAACAAGGCACGCAAGCUUGCAGCACUCGCAGAACCGAAGUUCCACUCAACGGCUGUCAAGGUUGUCGCUUCUAGCAAUGGUACAGUGGCACUGAGUAAACCACCCAUGCUCUCUCUCAUUUCAAACAGUGGGAACAUGUCUAUGCCUUCUUGGAACGUCAACGGUUCUGACUCGGGCUUUGCACCUGGUACAAGGCUUGUCGACAUUCUCUCCUGCAACACUAUCACAACCGGUUCAGAUGGUAGUGUCGCAGCUCAUUCUAAAGCAGGUCUUCCGCUUGUCCUCCUCCCUCAGUCCGCAUUGUCCUUGGCUAGUACUCACUGA